AUGUCGGUCCAAGCAGCUCAGCCCGGAUGUGAAUUCUAUGAUGGACCGCAUUACAAUGCCAAUUGUAAUGUGGGAGGAUAUCAGAGGUUGCACCAGCAGCAACCUAUCCAUUCUGUUCCCCAUCAACCAGGAGGUAGUCAAGAGAAGAAGCCUAACUUGGAAGAAUUGAUGACGAAGUUCAUUGCAAUUUCAAAGAAUAGAUUUCAACAAACGGACACUGCCAUUCGGAAUCAACAAGCUUCAAUUCAUAACUUAGAAACUCAAAUUGGGCAGUUGUCUAGGAUGAUGGUUGAGAGGCAGCCGGGCACGCUUCCAAGUAACACAGGGUCUAAUCCAAGGGAGCAUGCCAAAACAAUUACUUUGAGAUCAGGUAAGGAACUUCCUAGUCCAUCUAAGCCUUUCACUAAUGAUGAUUCUGAUGUGCAGGUGGAUGAGUUGAAAAAGGAAGACAAGCCUAAGGAGAAAGAAAAGGGAGUAGUUGAAGAGAAGGAGGAUUCAAAGAAGAUACCCUUGAGGCCAUACCAACCUCCCAUUCCAUAUCCUGCAAAACUCAAGCAGGAUAAAGUUGAUCAGCAAUUCGCAUUAGCUGAUUUGGGAGCUAGCAUCAAUUUGAUGCCUAGUUCAUUGUUUGAGGAGUUAGGACUAAGCACUUCUAAGCUAACUCCUACUAGGAUGAGUAUACAACUAGCAAACGGAAUACCUUGUUUGAUUAGGGAUAAAUUGAAAUUGCUAGCAUUAGCUGAUUUGGGAGCUAGCAUCAAUUUGAUGCCUAGUUCAUUGUUUGAGGAGUUAGGACUAAGCACUUCUAAGCUAACUCCUACUAGGAUGAGUAUACAACUAGCAAAUGGAACUGUUAAGUACCCGAAAGGGAUUAUAGAGGAUGUGCUAGUUAAAGUUAACAAAUUUAUAUUUCCUAUGGAUUUUGUUGUCAUGGAUGUGAAUGGUGAGAGUGAUGUUCCAUUGAUCCUAGGUAGACCAUUUUUAGCUACAUCUAAAGCUUUGAUAGAUGUUAGUAGCGGAAAGUUGGAACUUAGGGUAGAUGAUGAGAGCAUUACGUUUGAUUUGACUAAAUCCUUGAGAUACCCAUAUGCGCAUGAUGGUACUGUGUGUUCGAUUGAUUUUAUUGAUGAUAUUAUGGAAUCUCAAUUGCAGGAAAUGAUGAUUGAUGAUCCUUUACAAGUGGCAAUGCAAGAAAAUGAGGAUAAUUUGUCCAAUGAACAAGUGUUGGAGCAGCUAGAGCACUUAUUAGCUGCUGAUGUUAAUGAUGAAAAGACUGGUGGUUUUGUUAAUCUUGACAGGUCAAGAGUAAAGAAGUUGAAGCCUUCUUUGGAGGAGCUGCCCGUUCUUGAGUUGAAAGAGUUGCCUGCACACUUAAUGUAUGCCUACUUAGAUGAAGCAAAGUGCUUACCGGUUAUUAUUUCCGCUCAUCUCACACCUGAGGAGAGGGAGAUAGUGCUGUGUAUUUUGAGAAGGUAUGCAAAGGGAUUUGGGUAUAAGACGGCUGGCAUACCAGGAAUAAACCCGAGUUACUGUUGUCACACCCCCGUUACAUGCUAA
Messenger RNA from Ricinus communis (castor bean), 1557 nucleotides. RefSeq lists its product as uncharacterized. The transcript is spliced from 3 exons. The record is from RefSeq and is a predicted model, not a curated record. NCBI's taxonomy places the organism in Eukaryota, Viridiplantae, Streptophyta, Magnoliopsida, Malpighiales, Euphorbiaceae. Bases 1 to 1557 code for a protein of 518 amino acids.